Molecule: messenger RNA, 1060 nt
Organism: Delphinapterus leucas (beluga whale)
Lineage: Eukaryota; Metazoa; Chordata; Mammalia; Artiodactyla; Monodontidae
Product: C-C motif chemokine 14-like
Biological process (GO): positive regulation of GTPase activity; cell chemotaxis; inflammatory response
Cellular component (GO): extracellular region
Molecular function (GO): chemokine activity; CCR chemokine receptor binding
Source: RefSeq, a predicted model, not a curated record
CUUCCUGGUCCCCCUCUUCUUAUAAAUACAAGGGCAGAGCUGGGGUCUGGGGGAGUCAGAGAGCAGAGAGCCCAGGAGUCCUCAGGCUGGUACUGGCUGUGCACGGGGAAGAUGAAGACCUCAAUAGCUGCCCUCUCCUGCCUCAUCCUUGCUGCCCAGGCUGCAGUUGAACACCUGAUGCGGAACCUGAAGAAUGAACACUCAAUAUCUCAAGGAGGCCUGCCCUGCCCUGACGAGUGGAGGAGAGAAGAUGGAAACAGCCUUCUAACCACAACAGCAAGAAGAAUAGGGCAAGUUCCCCCAGGAAGAGCACGGUCAAGGCCACUGGACGGAGAGCGUGAAGAGGAGCCUCCGAAGCCCCUACCAGGCCAGCUCUCCUCCCGCAGCCACUCCCUUCACAGGAGGAUGAGGGUCUCCAUGGCAGCCACAUCCCUCCCCCUCCUCCUUGUCCUCAUCACCGUCGCCCUGGGGUCCAAGACUGAAUCCUAUUCAGGAGGACCUUACCACCCCAGCGAGUGCUGCUACAGCUACGUGACCCGGCCAAUCAGGAAGCAGUGGAUUUCAGGCUAUUAUGAGACCAGCAGCCAGUGCUCCAAGCCUGGAAUUGUCUUCAUCACCAAAAAUGGCCGUCAAUUCUGUGCCAACCCCAGCGAUGACUGGGUCCAGGACUAUAUCAAAGGAGCUGAGGAGAUCUGAGUGACCCAGAAGUAGCGGAGAAGGACACAGCUCAGAAUUUAAAGAGAUGGGGCUGAACUCCACUCCCAAUUUAGCCCCAGACACCUCCUGGGAGAUGCCCUGCCUUGAAUUAAAGACCAUCAUGCCCUUCACUGCACUCGUCCAUUUCUACUAAAUUGCCCAUUGGCAGUAGACUUGAGGACACUGGUGAGCCCAGCUCAGGGUGGCACUCUCAGCCUCAAGCAUCACUCUGCAAAAGUUUGGCCAGAGCCUGGUGCCAAAAAAUGGGUCAGGUCUGCGAUGGAGGUAGAGGAAAACUGAGCAGAAAAUGAGGAAGACAGUGUAAAAGCUACCUUUACACAAUAAUAACCGCAAUCAUAACAGA